AUGAAGUUCAAUUAUAAACUUCAGCGACUGUGUGGGGCCUACUAUGGGAACCCAUCCACCACCGACACCUUUGGUGGGAAUGGACAAGGGAAUGGUUCCAAUCUAUUGUACACCUCCAAUGGAAACACUCUCAUAUCCUCAGUUUCCAACAGGAUCCAAGUUUUGGACUUGAAGAGCAACACUGUGAGGACUCUUCCAUUGGAAGCUCGUUCUAACAUCAAGUGCAUGGCUAUGUCACCAAAUGACACUCUCUUGCUUGUCGUUGACGUCAACAGUUACGCAAUGAUUAUCAACUUUGUGAGAGGAGUCGUCUUGCAUCGAUUCAAAUUCAAGAGAAAGGUUCGGUACGCAUCCUUCUCACCAUGUGGGCAAUACAUUGCUGUCACGCAUGGAAAGCACGUUCAAGUGUGGUUUGCACCGAACCAUUUGCGAAAAGAGUUUUCUCCACUCGUGCUCCACCGAACCUACACGGGCCAAUCGAGUGAUGUCACUCGGAUUGAAUGGAGUUCCGACUCUUCGGUAAUCAUGGCCUGCAGUCGCGACUGUACUGCCCGAAUAUGGACCCUCCAUACGACUCGAGACUUUAUCCCAGUGACACUGAGUGGUCACAAGACUCAAAUCAUUGGAGCCUACUUUGGAUACGAUGAGAAGAAUCGCAUCAAUUCUGCAUUUACGAUCAGUGAAGAUGGUGCACUCGUCACUUGGAAUGCUAAAGUCGAGAGCUUCGAGCAGCAGCCUAAGGAAGACAUUGACUUGCCACCAUCUAAUGAAUUUGAAGCGCAAGUGGAUGAUGCCGUUGACUUUUUCAGCGGUGGGGCCAAUCGCAUUAAGGUUGACUUUGCGAAUGACGAUUUGACUCAGGGACAUCACCUUGUCGAGAUACGAUGGGUGUAUGGCGUUCGUCAUUACUUCAACCAACAAGGAGCUAAAGUUGUGGUUACGUCGUACAACCAAAGUUCUAAACUUUUGGCCAUUGGAUUCUCUUCUGGAGUCUUUGGAAUCUACGAAAUGCCAUCUGUUUCCAACAUUCACACUCUGUCAGUGGGAUCAGGCCAGCUCAUUAGCUCUUGUAUCCUUAACAGCACUGGAGAAUGGCUUGCACUUGGUUGUCCAACCUCUCAACAACUACUUGUUUGGGAGUGGAGAUCCGAGACCUACAUUCUCAAGCAACGAGGGCAUGCCUAUGGCAUGCGAUGCAUGGCCUACUCCCCAGACGGAGUUGUUGUCUGCACAGGUGGCGAAGAUGGAAAGAUAAAACUAUGGAAUGCUACUAGUGGUUUCUGCUACGUUACAUUUGAACAGUCCCACCAAGCCCCCGUCACUGCUGUUUGCUUUGCCAACUCAAGCGUGGUCCUGACUGCCAGUCUAGAUGGAACGGUGCGAGCCCACGAUUUGCACCGAUACCGAACCUUCAAGACUUUGACCACUCCCACACCAGUCCAAUUCUUAAGUCUGGCAGUGGACCCAUCAGGCGAAAUUGUAACGGCUGGUUCCAUGGAUCCCUUUCAUAUCUACUCUUGGAAUCUACAAACUGGCAAGCUCUUGGACGUUCUCACUGGCCACUCGGGCCCAGUCUGCAACAUUGCUUAUCAGCAAAGUGGUGGAACUUUGGCCAGUGCCUCUUGGGAUGGUACUGUCAAGCUUUGGGAUCUCUACAAGGGCGACAUUCCAACUGAGUCGCUCCAACACUCUUCGGAUGUGGUCUGCGUCGCCUGUCGUCCUGACGGCAAGGAGAUUUGUUCAGGAAUGAUCAACGGUGUCCUGUCCUUUUGGGAUGUCGAGAAUGCCAAACUCAAGUACGAGAUUGAUGGCCGCCGCGACAUUACGGGAGGACGAAAGAUGAAUGAUCGCAUGACGGCCAACAACAAUGCGGCCUCGAGAUAUUUUACAUCUGUCUGCUAUUCUGCAGAUGGAUCUUGUAUUCUUGCUGGUGGCAACUCCAAGUAUGUUUGCAUAUACGAAGUGUCCCAGCAGAUGCUGCUGAAGAAAUUUCAAGUCACAUUUAACCGGAGCUUGGAUGGUGUUUUGGAUCAGUUAAACUCCAAGAACAUGACCGACUUUGGUCCCAUGGACGACCAUGCCGAUUCUGGUGACGAAACCAAUUACAAUAAGAUUCAUCUUCCUGGCGCCAAGCGUGGAGACGAUGGCUCUCGAAGCGGCAAGGUGGAAGUUUUGACGAUGCAAGUUGGCUUUUCCUCCACUGGACGCGAGUGGGCAACGGUCUCGGGGGAAGGCCUCCAUGUCUAUUCACUGGACGAAGACAUGAUCUUUGACCCCAUUUCGUUGACCGAGUCGGUAACACCGGAUGCCGUCAUGAACAAGUUGGAAAUUGGGGAAUAUGGUCUCGCCCUUCGCAUGGCACUACACUUGAACGAAUUCAAGUUGGUCCGACGAGUCUUGGAAAAUACUCCCUUUGCUUCAAUCCCUCUUGUGGUCCGCAGCAUUGGUCCUGAACAAUUGGAACGUUUGUUGCAAUUCUUGGGCAAAAUCAUGGACGGCUCUCCACAUGUCGAGUUUUACCUCGAAUGGUGUUUGGAACUGCUCAAUUCGCAUGGAAUACACAUGGACAAGUAUCGAGGUCAAUUUAUGCGUGCUUUUCGAUCCGUCCACAAGAGUGUCCAAACCAAGCACGACGAAUUGAAAACGAUUUGCAAUGAAAAUCGAUACAAUCUCGACUUUAUUGAAGAUCAGGCUCGAUUAGUGACGACGACGACAGCAGUCAAGGCCAACGGAAUGAGUGAUGAAUAG
Molecule: messenger RNA, 2748 nt
Organism: Cylindrotheca closterium
Lineage: Eukaryota; Bacillariophyta; Bacillariophyceae; Bacillariales; Bacillariaceae
Source: the annotation of a GenBank genome assembly